AUGCAGGAGGUGCAGCAGCAUGUGCCGGAGCGGGAAACGACUAGGAGCAAUCUGGAAGGAUGGAAGGGGUUUCUGUUCAACGGGUUGGCGUCGCCCGAGACUUCCCCGAGAAGGAAAGGCGCUCCCCGCAAUUUCUCGUCUCAGGAGGCGGCUUGCGAUCAUCCUCCACUCGUUCGUCCAUUCCUGUUCGUCCAACCGCGCCCCCAGCUGCUGGACAAAGAAGCAUGA
Bipolaris victoriae FI3 is the source of this 228-nucleotide messenger RNA. RefSeq lists its product as hypothetical. The transcript has a single exon. The record is from RefSeq and is a predicted model, not a curated record. Lineage: Eukaryota; Fungi; Ascomycota; Dothideomycetes; Pleosporales; Pleosporaceae. Bases 1 to 228 code for a protein of 75 amino acids.